ACUCGCGUUGUACUAGGCCCGUACCGGCUAUAAGCGAGUGAAGACAGCGAGGUAGUUGGAUACGAGAAUUAGUACGAUCUCGCAGUUAGUGCUCGGCGUACACAGACUCAACAUAAAUCUCUUUCCUCCCUUCGCUUUCGAGUCUGCAUUCUCCAUGUCAGACAGGACGAGCCAAGGCACAUUUUAACGUUCUCGGUACUAAAUAUUCCCCGGUGCAAUUUGUAUCUCGUGCUCGUAUAAACUAAAGGAAACUUUUACCAUAGUUGAAUAGAACUGCCCAAGUGUUGAUACCUUAUAGUUGAAAAAAUGGAGAUUUGUAACGAGGAGGAUCGAUUGUAUAACGUACCACGCGGAAAAUCAUCGUGUCUUAUUGGGAACCGGGAGAAACUACGACGAAAAGAAGUUUCCACCCUCCGGGAACUUAUAGAUGCAUUGCACGAGGUUUUUCAAACGGAUCACGUAAAUAUCGAUCACGUUCAGGACUUGAUGAUGAGCUACAAGAGCAAUCCUUUGGAGUGGAAGAAGUUUGCCAAAUUUGACAGAUAUAGAUACACAAGAAAUCUAGUUGACGAAGGAAAUGGUAGGUUCAAUCUUAUGGUGUUGUGUUGGGGGGAAGGUCAUGGAUCAGCCAUACACGAUCACGCCAAUGCACACUGUGUAAUGAAAGUCCUGCAAGGAAAAUUGUGCGAGACCAGAUAUGCAUGGCCUGCAAAAACUGAAAAGGAAGGCGUGAUGAUAGAGAAUGGAGAAGAACUCAAAGAACUCGAGAGGAAUACACUUGAUACAAACGAGAUUUGUUACAUCAAUGAUUCGUUAGGUUUACAUCGUGUCGAAAAUCCAAGUGCGAUGAAUCCUGCGGUUUCUCUACAUUUAUAUUCGCCUCCAUUCUCAACAUGCUCGGUUUUCAACAAGCAAACUGGACAAAAGUCGAUGUGUAAGGUCACGUUCUGGUCAAAGUAUGGAGAACGAAGAAACCGGGAAAUUCAAGAUGCCAGGUCUCCAGAAGAUAAUUAGUUUAAGUAAGAACGUAAAAAUAUCAUUAGAUAUGCCAAUUAAAUGCCAGUAACAUUUUAAUUAAAUGCAGAAAUGAUUUGAAAUCAUCUAAUUUGUGUAUAAAUUAUCCCAGCAAAUACAAAGUAACAAUUAUAUAACAUCAAUGUUAUAAUUUCCCACUCAAUAAUAUAACUGUUAUACGUACAAGCCAUGUUAUAUUGCGGUUAUAUUAUUGAGUGGGAAAUUAUAACAUUAAUGUUAUGUAAUUGUUAUUUUGUGUUUGCUGGAUAAGGUGGAUAUUAAUUAUAGCAAUACAUUUAUUAAAUUAUAGAAUUAACAUUAUAUAAUUUUCAUCAUAUAAUUGUUUUUAAGUACUUAAAUCUACUUAUUAAGAAUCUGUAGUUGUCUAAGAAAUUUGUAGAUAUUUUUAAAUAAAAAAGAUUUUGUGUUUUCUUGUC
Nylanderia fulva is the source of this 1451-nucleotide messenger RNA. RefSeq names its product cysteine dioxygenase type 1. The record is from RefSeq and is a predicted model, not a curated record. Gene Ontology annotation, biological process: L-cysteine catabolic process. NCBI's taxonomy places the organism in Eukaryota, Metazoa, Arthropoda, Insecta, Hymenoptera, Formicidae. Gene Ontology annotation, molecular function: ferrous iron binding; cysteine dioxygenase activity.